Paramuricea clavata is the source of this 907-nucleotide messenger RNA. Lineage: Eukaryota; Metazoa; Cnidaria; Anthozoa; Malacalcyonacea; Plexauridae. The record is from the annotation of a GenBank genome assembly.
AGAACAUGAUAUCCGAGAUCAGCGAUGGCAUUAAAGAUACUAAAGUCAAACCUGGCAUUAUCGGUGAAGUUGGAACUUCGUGGCCGUUUACUGAUUUUGAAAAACGUAGUCUCCAGGCCGCUGCCGAAGCGCAAAUUCAAACCCAGACCCCCGUUAUGCUCCACCCUGCCGAGAACUCCAAGGCACCUUUUGAAGUGUUACGCCUGUUCCAAGAAGCGGGCGGAGAUGCUAAACGCAGCGUCAUGAUUAUGCGUUUCCAAACGACGAGCAAGUUAUCGAGUUUGCUGACAUGGGUACGUACUUGGAAUAUGACUUCUUUGGUUCCGAGAUUUCUUAUUUAAUUCCGCGUAUGUCAGAUCUUCAACGCAUUGAAAAGAUUAUAAAACUGAUCGAUCAUGGUUAUGUAGACAAAAUAUUGAUAUCGCAUCACAUACACGCCUGUCAUAGUCUAACCAAAUAUGGGGGGAUAGGGUUUUCGCAUAUUCUUGAUUACACAGUGCCGAAAAUGCUGGAAUUAGGUAUCACUCAAGCCGACAUUGACAAAAUGUUAAUAUCAAAUCCCCAAGCUUGGUUGACCUACUAUUGAUGGAACUAUACGAUAUAUAUGUGCAUGUAUACAUAUGUUAUAUUACGUGAAGUAUAAACGGACAUGUGUCAGUGGGUAUAAGGCUGUGUGUUUGUAAAUCAUUGUAUUUCAUUUUGAAUCUAAAUCUCAGUUCAAUGAAAAUGGUAUCCUUUUUAUUGUACCAUUAUCUGUUUAUUGUGUUACGCGAGGAACGGGAUCGUUACAAGUUAUAAAAUUAGUUAAUUACGGUUCUAAUAUUUUUUUCAAGUUCGUUUUCUACUACCGGUUGUGUUUCGUCCGAAAUAUAGCGUUGGUAUGUUUAUGUAAAUAGCAUAAUUCGCG